AUGUUUUUAAAACCGACCAUUUUCCAACAGUCUUUGGUGAAAAGACUUAACUAUACAUUCGGUGGUAACAACAGUUUUAUGAAGAAAGACUCUUUCUCGGACAAUACGAAAAGUCAAGAUGGCGUCAACAUGGCCUACUCUUCUUACGAAACGACUAUGUCAAUACCCAAUGAACCCACGCCAUUGGUGAUAUUCCACGGCCUAUUUGGAUCUAAAAGUAAUUGGAACGCCUUUUCUAAGGUGUAUCACAACAUGGGAAAGCCUGGGAAAAGGCGGGUUUUUGCAGUUGACGCAAGAAAUCACGCAGAUAGCCCCUUCACUGAAAGCCACAGUUAUGACGACAUGGUGAUGGAUUUAAAGAAGUUUGUAAAAAAAAUGAACUUGCCCAAAGUUAGCCUAUUAGGUCACUGCAUGGGAGGCCGAGCCUGUAUGCUUUUUUCACUAAAAUAUCCAGAAUUAGUUGAUAAACUUAUAGUGUCUGAUAUUUCCCCUAUAACCACAAGUAUCAAUUUUAAGUCAAUAUGCUUGCUAUUUUCCAUAAUGAAGGUGAUCAAAUUGCCGAAAAAUAUCCCGCUAUCUCAAGCAAAAAGUGAGGUUAACCGACAACUGAUACCAGUGGUGCCAAACAAAGCUUUAAGAACGUUUAUGAUGAAUAACUUGGUACAAACAACAGAUGGCAGUUACAAAUGGAGUCUAAAUCUGCCUACCUUGAUGAACAACUACGAAAACGUUGCCGGAUUUCCGGAAAUGCACAACGCUGCUUUCGAAGGUCCGGUCCUGUUUUUGGGUGGGGGAAACUCCGACUUUAUACAGAAAAGCGAUUUGUCCAAAAUUCAAAAACUAUUUCCGAAAGCCGAGCUAAAAUAUAUGGAGGGGACUGGACAUUGGUUACAAACAGAAAAACCCAUAGAAUUUUUGAAAAUUACAGUGGAUUUUUUGAAUAAGGUAGACAAGGAUAUAAAUAAAUCGGCAGAAAAAGUUACUACAAAAGAGCAACCUAAAUUAAACAAAAAUGAAACAAAGGAAGAAACCCAAGAAACACUCAUAAAAAUAAAAUAA
Brassicogethes aeneus is the source of this 1059-nucleotide messenger RNA. The record is from the annotation of a GenBank genome assembly. NCBI's taxonomy places the organism in Eukaryota, Metazoa, Arthropoda, Insecta, Coleoptera, Nitidulidae.